Poeciliopsis prolifica (blackstripe livebearer) is the source of this 7752-nucleotide messenger RNA. It is a transcript of the gene arhgap35b, whose product is annotated as Rho GTPase activating protein 35b. Gene Ontology annotation, molecular function: GTP binding; GTPase activity. NCBI's taxonomy places the organism in Eukaryota, Metazoa, Chordata, Actinopteri, Cyprinodontiformes, Poeciliidae. Gene Ontology annotation, biological process: signal transduction. The record is from RefSeq and is a predicted model, not a curated record.
GCUGGGUGAGACCGAGUCCCUCUCUCGGCUGCUUCGGUCUCCGCUGCUCCCUUUUCCCAAAGAAAAGAAGAGGAGCUCUAGGUCCGGGGAGGAGGAGGGCCGCCGCCGCCAUUAUCGGAAAGCCGAGAGAAAUCCCCACUUUCACACGCGCGAUCGGCUCCUAAAAAUUGCCCAGGACACGGAAAGGCUUCGCGUCGAGGCGGCAGCACGUUUCAGAGGAGACACCAGGGCGAUUACAACAAACUCACUGUUGUCUGCUGUGCGACGCCGGCCCAGCGUUAUUAUGUGGCCACAACAAUGGACAGAAUAAUGAUUGAAAAAGCAACGUGGUGAACCGAGAGGAAGACGUCUGGAGCAGGACUUUCUUUGCCUUUUUCUUUUUUUUUAACACGCCCGAAUCUCGCAGGCGGAAACCUCCCUUUUUUUUGCAAGAAUAAUCUUUAACAUAUUUAUUUCUUCCCGGCGUUUUUAUGCAACAAUAAAAAAAACACUGUUGCAAACAAAAAAAAACAACAACAACAAAAAACAAGAAGGGGGCGAGAAUCCAGACAUGUGUGAUGGGGAUUGAUUCCCACUGACCGCGCCAUACGCAGCGUUGUGAUACCAGUGAUUUUGGGAGCAGUUCCUGGCGUUUAUUCUGCGGCUUUUGCUUCAUACACAUCAGGCGGCGGCGAGGGCUGCGGCAAGCGCCGGCCUGACAGAUGCGAGCGGAGAGAAAGGGGGAGAAACGCGAUGGAUGUGACUCUUAUAAGGAAUGAAUGAAAGGACCUGCUGCUCUUAUCACUGCACUGCUAUUUAUUAUAAGUGACGCCCAGCAGAAGAAGGAGCAAUUUGAUCUGUUCUGUGGAUCAGCAGUAUACGGACCAGCAUAUUAGUGAUCUCUUUUACUCAGUGCCUAUUUGUGGCAGGAUGAGUUUCGAAAGGCUAUGAUGGCGAAAAAGCAAGAUGCCCGAUCGCCCAUUUACAACCUCAUUGUGGUGGGUUUGUCUGGAACAGAGAAGGAGAAGGGCCAGUGUGGGGUGGGCAAAUCCUGCCUGUGCAAUCGGUUUGUGCGACCCAGUGCCGAUGAUUUCUACCUGGACCACACAUCAGUUUUAAGCACGAGUGACUUUGGGGGUCGUGUGGUUAACAAUGACCACUUUCUAUUUUGGGGGGAGGUGUCUCGUGUCCUGGAGGAGGGCCCUGAGUGCAGGAUGCAUGUAGUGGAGCAAACCGAAUUCAUAGAUGACCAGACAUUUCAGCCACACCGUAGCACUGCUAUGCAGCCCUAUAUCAAGCGAGCAGCUGCGACCAAGUUGGCCUCGGCAGAGAAACUCAUGUACUUCUGUACAGAUCAGCUGGGUUUGGAGCAAGACUUUGAGCAAAAGCAAAUGCCAGAGGGGAAACUGCAGGUCGAUGGCUUCCUGCUUUGUGUUGACGUGAGCCGUGGCAUGAACCGUAACUUUGAUGACCAGCUGAAAUUCGUCACAAACCUUUAUGGCCAGCUCAGCAAGACCAAGAAGCCCAUUGUGCUGGUGCUGACCAAAUGCGACGAAGGUGUUGAACGCUAUAUCAAAGAUGCGCAUACUUUUGCAAUCACAAAGAAAAGCCUCCCAGUAGUCGAGACUUCUGCUCGCUCAAAUAUUAAUGUGGAUCUAGCCUUCCUCACGUUGGUUCAGCUUAUUGAUAAGAGCAGGGGCAAGCCCAAGAUCAUACCUUAUUUUGAAGCCCUGAAACUCCAGAGUCAGCAAAUAGCCUCAGCCAAGGAUCGCUAUGAGUGGCUCAUUAAUCGUAUUGUCAAAAAUCAUAAUGAAACUUGGUUAAAUGCCAGCCGACGAAUGAACAACUCACCAGAGUACAAAGAAUAUGUUUUCUUGGAAGGAACAGCUAAAUGCAAAAAGCUUUUUCAGCAGCACGUCUACCGCCUGAAGCAAGAGCACAUCGAGAGGCGUCGCCGGAUAUACCUUAGCACUCUCCCUUUAGCACUUAGUUCACUGGUGCCGGAUCUCGAUGAAAUAGAUCAGCUGAGCUGGUCUGGAGUGCAGAAAGUGCUGGAGUCCAAGCAACACUUUACUCACUGGUUUGUCGUUCUGGAGGAUUCUCCAUGGGAAGACACAUCUCACAUAGACAACAUGGAGGACGAGCGAAUCCCCUCAGACCUGCUGGAGACUGCUGAAGCAGAAGAUAUAUUCAAUGCCCAUCUGGAACAUCUAAGAAAUGAAUGUAGACGUGCAGAAAUAAGACAGGAGUUUAAGCAAAAGUUAGCAUCCUCACCCUUUGUCACGCCCGGUAAACCAUGGGAGGAGGCCCGCAGCUUCAUUAUGAAUGAGGAGUUUUAUCAGUGGCUCGAGGAGCCAGAGUACUUGGACCUGUACAACCGCCAUCAAAAGGAGAUUAUUGACCGUGCUAAAGAAGAUUUCCAGGAGCUUCUGCUUGAAUACUCUGAGCUUUUCUAUGAGCUUGAAGUGGAUGCCAAGCCAAGCAAAGAAAAGAUGGGAGCAAUUCAGGAGGUUCUGGGAGAGGAGCAGAGGUUUAAGGCGCUGCAAAAGCUUCCUGCUGAAAGAGAUGCCCUUGUGCUGAAGCAUAUUCACUUUGUCUAUCACCCCACCAAGGAAACAUGCCCCAGUAGCCCUCACUGUGGAGACUCUAAGAUCGAGCAACUCCUCGCAUCUCGUUUUCCCACCUGUUACCCCUUCUUUGAUGUGAAAGCUCAUUUUGGGGACACCAAAGCGGAUAGAAUUAAUUUGGUCAUCCUAGGUAAGGAUGGAUUGGCCAGAGAGUUUGCCAAUGAGAUUAGAGCUCUGUGCACAAAUGAUGACUGGUAUGUUUUAGACGGGAAGAUGUACGAGUUGACACUGCGGCCUAUUGAGGGGAACGUACGUCUUCCAGUAAACUCCUUCCACACCCCCACAUUUACCCCUCAUGGAUGUCUUUGUCUCUAUAACUCAAAAGAUUCUCUAUCUUAUGUGGUAGAAAGUCUUGAGCGACUUAGGGAAUCAACUCUAGGUCGAAGGGAUAGCCAGCUGGCUCAGCUGCCAACAUCCCUUCUUUUAGUCACUAAAAGAGGGGUGGGCUCAUAUGUUGAUAUAGGUGGAGACACUGCCUUAAACCUAAUAACACAGGGACAACAAGUUGCAAGGAGACUACAGUGUAGCUUUUUAGACCCAGCCUCCCCCGGUGUGGGCUAUGGGCACAAUGUAAAUGAGACUCAGAUCAAUCAGGUGCUGAGAGGCCUUCUUGAUGUUAGAAGGAGCACAUCUUUUAGUAGCAGCUCCCCACCUCUCCUCCCUGAGCCUCCCGGUCUCCGAGACUCUCCACAUCAGCCAGCCCAAGAGGCAGAUCUACGAAUUGUCUUGUGCUUAAUGUGUGGAGACCCCUAUGACAUUGAACAGCUCCUGUCUCCUUUCCUGAUGCAUCAGCAUUGCAGACCUAUGUCGAAUAGUGGCACUUCUGUGUUGUUAGAGCAGACUGUUGGGGGGCACAAGCUGGCCAUAGAGCUUUCUCUCCUCUCAUAUCAUGCCUCGUUCACUUUAAGGAAGAGCAGGUUAGUGCACGGCUAUAUUGCUGUGUACUCAGUCACCCGGAAAGCUUCCCUGGAGACCCUGUGUGCAUUCUUAUGUGAGGUUCAGGACAUUAUCCCCGUUCAGCUGUUGGCAGUAGGAGAUAGUCAGGCCGAGCUCACUGACAGCGACUUUGCCUGUGAACAGCUGAUUCAGGGGGAGGAGCUGGCCCAUGAGAUCGAGGGUCGUUUCAAUAGUGUGGUUUGUGGAUCCGGGGGAGUGGUGGGAGGCCUGCACAGAAUAGAAAUGUUUCAUUCAUUUCUGAUGGAGGUGGUGGAGAAGCGCAACAUCGUGGAGGCCACACAUAUGUAUGACAAUGUUGCAGAAGCUUGCACCGGUGAAAAUGUAUACUCCCCACGCUGCAUCUCUCCCAGUCCUAUGGCCAUGUUUGUGGAUUCGGAGGAUGACGUAGAGCCUUCUCCACCGUAUUACGAUGGCACUCUCUCCUCUCACGGUGGCGGCUUCAACAUGCCGGACUUGGACUCCAGUGACAUCUCUGUCAUAUCUGAUAUCAGAGACUUUGAAAAUAAGCUCAACAACAAAAUACCCCAAGUGAGAGUAAAACCAGGUGUCACUUUUGACUUCCGGAAGGUUAGCCGUAGUCCUUACAUCGACACCCUAGGUCAUCGUCGGUCCCUGCCCUCUGCUGUUACCUGGGUACCUGGUGGAGAUGUGGGUUACGACCCCUCAGACUACGCCGAACCCAUCGAUGCCGUCUCAAAACCCCGCCCUAGCAACGAAGAAAUCAUCUACUCAGUUCCACAUGACAGCACACAGGGCAAAAUCAUUACCAUCCGCAACUCCAACAGGAUGCAUUCAAAUGGAAAUGGCUCAGACAGCGAGGCAGACAGCAGCUCUUUGGAGCGAAGGAGGAAGUUCUCAGCAAUCGGAGUGAAGCCCAGACUGUACCGCGACCGCUCGAAGAGACUGGGCAAGUUCAGCAGUUUCCGUACAAGCUUUAUAGGCAGCGACGAUGAAAUGGGAGCUCUGUCAAAGUCCAAAGAAGAUGACUUUGGGACUUUGAAAGGUGACAGUCUUGUUAACGAGGAGAUCGAGGAUCCAAAGAAGAGGAACAUUCUGAAGAGCCUCAGGCGAACAGCCAAGAAAUCAAGACCAAAGCCGCGUCCAUCCAUUUCCAAGCCCAUGGAGAGCUGUUACUUUGGAGUGCCGCUAGCAAGUGUGGUCUCCCCAGACAGACCAAUUCCACUUUUCAUAGAGAAGUGCGUCCACUUCAUUGAGAAAACAGGCCUGAACACAGAGGGCUUGUACCGUGUGAGUGGCAACAAGUCGGAGAUGGAGAGCAUGCAGAAGCAGUUUGAACAGGACCACGGAUUAGACCUGGUGGAGAAAGACUUCGCCAUAAACACUGUGGCUGGAGCUCUCAAAAGCUUCUUCUCAGAGCUGCCUGAGCCCCUGGUGCCUUGUGCUCUGCAGGUGGAGCUAUUGGACGCUUUCAAAAUCAUGGACCGAGAGCAGAGGCUGUACGCCAUGAAAGACGUCCUGAGGAAGUUUCCCAAGGAGAACUACGACGUCUUCAGAUAUGUAGUGAGCCACUUGAACAGGGUGAGUCAGCUGAGCAGAGUGAACCUGAUGACCAGCGAAAACCUGUCCAUCUGCUUCUGGCCCACCCUCAUGAGGCCCGACUUCACCACAAUGGACGCCCUGACUGCCACGCGCACCUACCAGACAAUCAUCGAGACCUUCAUCCACCAGUGUGCUUUCUUCUUCUACAACCAGCCGCUGAUCGACUCCCCGACGGGCCUCGGGGGCCUCCCCGCCUCGCCCACCACCACCCUGGGCGGGAGCUCCGCCUACUCCUGCUACCGCUCCUCGCCUCCGCACACCGCCGCGCACUUCAGCCCCCUGCAGCAGUCUCCACCCACCACGCCGCAGUCGCCCCUUCAGUCCCUGCUGUCGCCGCUCCACCAGCACCCCCACGCCCACCAUUCUCCUGCUGAACAAGAGACACUGUGAGAGACCAUGACACCGUGUGUGCCCAUGAUGAUGCUGGACCGUGUCACCGAUACACACAAACACAUUCAGACACGAGAAAAACAAAAAGCAAACACAGCGAAAUCUCAAACAUGGACAAACCUAGGUUAUGACGAUGUGUGUGUGUGUGUGUGUGUGUGUGUGUGUGUGUGUGUGUGUGUGUGUGUGUGUGUGUGUGUGUGUGUGUGUGUGUGUGUGUGUGUGUGUGGUGGGGGGGAGGGGGUGCAGGAAGUGAUGGUGGUCAUAAUUGUGUGAAAUGUGGCAUGCUUCCAUUAUCAGUGAGGCGGAGGACGCUGCAAGGCUACCAAGAAACCUCCAACCCGAGCUAGACUGAAUGAUUUUCUUUUUUUAUGUGUAAUAUUAAUUUUUCUUAAAGUACCACCACUGGAUUUAUGGACCAGGCCCCCUGUAGGUCCGUAGGGCAGCAGUUUGCUACAUAGAAGCAGAAGAUUAUCGUCUUUUUUUUUUUUUUUUUUUUUAAGCAUUUCUCAUGUUGCUCUAUUUGAGGGGCUCAGCAUGGUGGGAAAGGAAAGAGGGUGGGGUAUCCCAUCCAGGGAUGCACUUUAAUGAUCACUGUUUUUCUUUGCUUAUUUUUUGUUUGUUUUAAUUUCUCUGCUCAAACAGCCAUACGUACCAUUGCCUCAACCGAGCUCUGGCAGAUCAAACUUUGUUUACAUCAUGUUUUUUCCUGUUUUUUUUUUUUUUUUUUUUAAUCCACAGACCUAUCUGAAGCACUUUUUGAUAGUGUAGUAUUAAAUAUGAAGAAAUGCCACAUAGGUUAAUUGUCCAUAUUGUUUGCUUUUAGUGGCUGAAUGUGGCAUGAGUGCAGGAUCUUUUUGUAGAAAAAACAAAACAGAAAAAAAAAAAAGCAAAGUUAGUCUUCUAAUUAGAUCCAGUUGUGCCCCCUGUUCUGGGUUGUGAUGGAAAGUUGAAUCUGCUUAAUGUUCCUCAUUCAUCCAGACAUGUGGGGAAAAUAAGGAAAAAGAAAUUCUUCUCAUCUUCUGGCUGUUUGUUGAUCCAAGUGGAUGUUUAGGGGCUUUGUGUUUUUUUUGUUGUUGUUUUUUUUAAUCUGACAUCAGUUGAAGGAGAACUGUUGCCAUGUUGAAUGUGUAACCUAGUCGCUUCCAUCAUCAUCAUCAUCAUCCUCAUCGUCAUCAGCCGGUGUCCCUGGAAACCAAAAUGCUUGAAACGCGACAGGCAGCCCGACGCGUUGUCGUCCCGUCUGCCGACCCUCGGCUCCUUUUAUUCAUGUCACAUUAAGAACCUUUAACCGGGUCUGGGAUCUUUACUGUUACUGCUGGUUCUGCUGAGACGGAACCUGGUUUGGAGAGAAGCGAAACCCCUGCUGCGGUUGGGACCCGUUCGGGGAGCGUCUGCUCACCGUUCUCAGAGGCAGCUCUGCAAAAUGAAGGCCCUCUAACUUUAACCUUAUGAACUUUUAACAAGAAAGUAGCCUGCUGUCUUUCAAAUGCGAGGAUUGUAGCACUGUCUUUUGGUUGCGUUUGCAUUGGGAUCAUCUGUUUUACUGGUACUGUUGGGGGAUUGUAAUUUUUGUGUUCAACAGACUGGAACAAGGAAGAAAAAAAAAAAAAAAAUGAAGUGUUUUUCUCAGAUUGACCUGAGCUUGAAGCUUCGACCAUUCAGACCAACAUGAUACCUGGGAGUGUAUAAAUAAUACUGCUGCAUUAUUUGGCUUUCAGCAAAAAAAGGAAAGGAAAUAAAUAAUAAAGAGAGAGUAAAAAAUACCCGACCAAACGUGCCGUUGAAAGGAUCAACGAUUGGGUGCACACCGUGUCUCGGUUAUGGUUGUUUGUUUGUGCGUUGUGGGGAAGGGGAGGGAGGGACGCCGCCCUUUAGUUGAUGGUAGAAAACAUUUCUAGUGUGUAUUUCAAUUAUCGGAGGCUCCUUUUUACAAUUUUUGUGAAUGGUUUAAAAGGCCACUUAAAAUUAGUGCAUGAUUUAAAAAAAAAACAAAAAAAACAACAAAAGAAAUAAUAACAAAGAAAAAAACAUAAGACCACACACGAAGGGAGGAGGAUGAAUGCCCUCUUUCUGUUUUUAAAACAUGAAGUAAGUGUGAGAACACGAUUUAGCUGAAAAAGUUCAUGUAUUGUGUGCACCAGGAGCAAACGGUGGAAUUUGUCUGACCGAGAAAACGUUCGAAUAUGAAGGCCUUAUGUGAACUGUACAAUAGUUAAUAAAUUAAAUCUUGUAAAACUUC